This is a messenger RNA of Helianthus annuus (common sunflower), 1960 nucleotides long. Its product is annotated as mitochondrial proton/calcium exchanger protein. NCBI's taxonomy places the organism in Eukaryota, Viridiplantae, Streptophyta, Magnoliopsida, Asterales, Asteraceae. Gene Ontology annotation, biological process: intracellular monoatomic cation homeostasis. The record is from RefSeq and is a predicted model, not a curated record. The transcript has 11 exons. Bases 907 to 1542 code for a protein of 211 amino acids. Gene Ontology annotation, cellular component: mitochondrial inner membrane. Gene Ontology annotation, molecular function: ribosome binding.
CAUCUCUCUCACAACUCACAUCUCACCAGAUCUCAUCCGCCCCCAACUCCAUGCUUUCGCUCUCCCAGGCGAUUUCCAGAUCUAGGGUUUCAAUAACCCUGAAUCGUUCAUUUUCUCUCAAUCCGACAGAAGAUCCAGUGGGGUUGACCUCUAGAAGAUCCACUGAGUUUUUCUCUAAUCGGCACAAGAUCCACUGUGGAUGACAUCUAGGUACCGUUAUAAAACCACAUCUAAUGUUUUUUGUUUGUUAUUUGAGUCUGAUUUGGAUCUGGUUAAAAUUCUGUUUGCGAGGCAAUGAUUGAAUGGGUCUCUGACAUGAUGGAAAAGGAUUUGAUUCUUGUUGGUGCAACUGGUAUAAACCAUCUUCUCCGAGAUCGGUUGCUGCUUAUGUUAAUCCUCAUCGUCUUCUGUUCAGAUCUUGUUUUAAUACCGAUCUGCGAAAGUUUUGGAUGAUUCUGGAUUUGUUAUUGUGUUAGGAGAUGUCGUGUUCCUCAAGCCUGAACAGGGCUAUGAGGUUUUGAAUAGAGUUGUUGAUGUGAUUGGGCAAUAUGAUAGAAAAAAGCUUGAACAAUUAAGCGGCUGCCACCUGCUGCUGUUGUUGAAGGUUUCUGUAUGCAUUAUGGCUUUGCAUUGAUGACGGUUGAUGUAAAUUCAGAGAAUGAAACUGCGACUGAAUUUGGUUUUGUGGCAGCGAUUGACCGAUGACAUUUUGUCGAUUCAGUUGUUGACUUGGAUCGGUCAACUGUUGAUGAGGCUACAUCAUCGAGGCUAAUGGGCUCAUGGUGAUGGCUUGUGGCAGUUUCUGUAACAGCAAUGUUGAAUGUUGAAAACUUGAUGGAGGAGUCAAAGGCUUGUAUCAAAGUUCAUGAAACACAAGCAGCCGCAAAGAGAUCAGUAUAAGAUUUAAUGCUUACAACAGGCUGGAGUACUUUCGUUACUAACAUGCGUUUAGUGGCUGAUGACUCAUUUGUAUUCCUCAGGCCGCGUUUAGUAAACAUGUGCAAGUAUAUGGGUAUCCAACCUUACGGAACAGUCACUUACUUGCGAUACAUGCUGCGCAAAAGAUUACAAUGGAUAAAGAAUGAUGACAGGAUUAUUCAAGCAGAGGGUGGUGUGGAUGCUCUUUCUGAAGAUGAGCUUCGUGAAGAUUGUAGAGAGCGAGGCAUGCUUGGGUUACUUUCAGGGGAGGAAAUGCGUCAGCAGCUCUAUGAUUGGUUGGAUUUAUCUCUUAAUCACUCUGUUUCAUCUUCGCUCUUGAUUCUUUCCAGAGCCUUUACUGUGUUUGGAAAGUCGAAGCCCGAGGAAGUUGUAAGAGCCACAUUGUCUUCAUUGCCAGAUGAAGUUGUAGACACUGUUGGUGUUACUGCCUUGUCAUCUGAGGAUUCUGUUUCAGAGAGAAGGAGAAAGUUGGAGUUCCUUGAAAUGCAGGAGGAACUCAUCAAGCGAAGUUUUUCGAUGGACUGCAGCGGCACUUGUUAUUUAUCGGAGAAGAUGAAGGUAUAUGUUUAUAUUAAUAUAUUUAUAAGGUCAUGGGGAACAUGAAUGAAAAUCAAACUGCAAAAUCAGAAUUAAUAAAUUGGUCAAACUUGAAUUGUAUUUAUCCAUGUAAUAUGUCUUUGGGUUGGGUCAAAGUUGGGUAUCAUUUGAGUUCUUCUUUCAUGAGUGUUAUGUGUAGUUCGUGUGAGGUGUGGUGGGUGACUUGGGUUUUGGGUUAGAAGAUGACCCGACAGAAGAAGACGCUUGCGGCUGUCGAUUUGGAUAGUAUUUAUGUGAAUUGCGUGCGUGUUUGAUCCAAUUGAAGAUGACCCGACAGAAGAAGACGCUUGCGGGACCUCUAAAUAAGUUUUUAAUUUAUAUUUGUUUUAGCAACUCUUUGUAUCCGUAUAAGCUAUUAAUGAUAUAAAUGUUUAUGUCCUUUUAACUUUGUGAUAAUAUAUAACUACUGUAGUUCUCCCGCGCA